Messenger RNA from Panicum virgatum (switchgrass), 959 nucleotides. Its product is annotated as serotonin N-acetyltransferase 2, chloroplastic-like. The transcript has a single exon. Gene Ontology annotation, cellular component: cytoplasm. The record is from RefSeq and is a predicted model, not a curated record. Bases 106 to 756 code for a protein of 216 amino acids. NCBI's taxonomy places the organism in Eukaryota, Viridiplantae, Streptophyta, Magnoliopsida, Poales, Poaceae. Gene Ontology annotation, molecular function: N-acetyltransferase activity.
AUCCAACGGUCGGUCGGAAGGAUAAGCAAGCGAGUGAUCCAGGGCCAGCCACUGGAGCAAGCAGGCAAGUAGCUUCUCUUCAAUCAGCAACACCUAGUCGGCGCCAUGGCAGCGCCGCAGAUGAUGCAGCCUCGCCCCCGCCCUGGCGGGAUCAGCACAUCCCGCGGCAGCAGCCUCAGCAGCAUCACCGCCCCCAAUAAGUCGGGGCUGCUCCGGUGGCCGCCUCGUGCGGCCCCCGUGCGCGUGACGGUGUCGGACGCGGAGCUGGCGUCCCGCGGCUUCGCGGUGCGGCGCACGGCGGAGGGCAUCGACGUCGCGGCGCUGAACGAGGUGUUCGCGCGCGUGGGGUUCCUGCGGCGGCAGGAGGAGCGGCUCCGCCGCGCGCUGGCGCACAGCCGCGUGGUGUGGCUGUCGGAGGCGGCGUCGGCGUCGUGGGGCCGGCCCGUGGCGUUCGCGCGCGCGGCCGGCGACGGCGUGUUCAACGCGGUGGUGUGGGACGUGGUGGUGGAGCCGUCGUGCCAGGGGCUGGGGCUGGGCCGCGCCGUCAUGGAGCGCCUCGUGGAGGAGCUGCGCCGCGACGGCGUGGCCAACAUCGUGCUCUACGCCGAGCCGCGGGUCGUGGGCUUCUACCGCCUCCUCGACUUCGCCAUGGACCCCGACGGCAUCAGGGGGAUGGCAUACUACAGGAAGGCGGCAUUGGCAUCCUCAUCCUCCUCUUCCUCGGCGGCACCGGCCACUCCUUCAUCGCCGCUGUGAAUCACUUCAAGUCUGUCUGCUUGCAGCUUGCAGCUUGCUCAUCAUUAAUCAUGCAUGCAUGUAAUCUACCAAUAGUAGUAGUAAUUUGCUAAUUUCUUGGAUUCACUUCAUGUUGAAAUGACACAACAACUCAUACAUUGAUUAUACUGUACUGUACUCAAGAUUGUGAUAAUACAAGCAGCAGAAUAGUAACAUGUAACCAA